Messenger RNA from Pieris macdunnoughi, 1233 nucleotides. The record is from the annotation of a GenBank genome assembly. Lineage: Eukaryota; Metazoa; Arthropoda; Insecta; Lepidoptera; Pieridae.
AUGUCCUUCGAGUACUUACCCGUAGCUGAAGAUGAAAAUGAAGAACCCAUAGAACUUCCAGUCGAAGAUGAUGGGACUUUGAUGUUAACAACUGUGUCUGCGCAAUUUCCAGGUUGCUGCGGUUUAAAAUAUCGUCAUCCUGAUACAAAAACAUUUAGAGGUAUAAGAUUAAGAGACGGCAGACUAUAUCCUCCGCCAGAGGGAUGGAGCAAUCAUUUAUACAUUUGCAGUUUUCCAAAAGAAAAUAAAAGAAAAUCUGGUGACAGCUCUGAGAUUUCACUCUUAAAAAAUAAACGAAACGACAACUUAUGUUCUGAUUUAAUCGUCUUAGGAUUACCUUGGAAAGCCACAGAACAGACGGUAAGAGAAUACUUUGAAAAAUUUGGAGAGGUAUUAAUGGCUCAGUUAAAAAGAGACCCGAAAACGGGUAUGUCAAAAGGAUUUGCUUUUAUCCGUUUUUCAUCUUAUACAUCACAAAUGAGAGUUCUAGCUCAAAGACAUAUGAUUGAUGGCCGCUGGUGUGAUGUUCGGAUACCAAAUUCUAAAGAAGGAUCUAUCACCUCAAUGCCUUGUAAAGUAUUUGUUGGACGCUGUACUGAAGACUUAUCAGCAAAUGACCUUAGAGAAUACUUCUCACAGUUUGGAGAAGUCACUGAUGUUUUUAUACCAAAACCAUUUCGUGCUUUCAGUUUUAUAACAUUUUUAGAUCCUGAAGUUGCACAAAGUUUGUGUGGUCAAGAUCAUAUUAUAAAAGGAGUAUCUGUGAAUGUAUCAAAUGCCUCACCAAAGCAAAAUAAAAGUAGUUCAAAUCAACGAAACUUACCAAGUCGGAACUAUGAAGAGAGUCAUCACAAUGCAUCAAACAACAAUUCCUGGAGUAGCCGUAACAUGGAUAUGGUUAAUAUGCAAGCUUUAGGUAUAUCUGGCCAACAUGGUCAAUCUGCAGUUGCUGGUGGUGCUGGACAAGGUCAAGGUGGAAAUAUGCCUCUGAGCAUGGGAGGUUUACCAGUUAACCAAGCAUUAGUAGCAGCUGCAUUAAAUCAAGCAGCUGGUUGGGGUCUCAUCAACAACAUACCUUCUGGAGGAUCAGAGCAAGGUGCAUUUGCUGGACCAGCAUCUUCUGCACCGCCAGCUCCACCCAAUUUCCUAUCUUGGAUGCAACAAGGUAAUUCAGCUCAGGGACCUUCUAGUCAGUGGGGACAAAGGCACCAAUCCCAAGGCCACUCUGUUUGA